Messenger RNA from Magnolia sinica, 4150 nucleotides. Its product is annotated as MMS19 nucleotide excision repair protein homolog. Gene Ontology annotation, biological process: iron-sulfur cluster assembly. The record is from RefSeq and is a predicted model, not a curated record. Lineage: Eukaryota; Viridiplantae; Streptophyta; Magnoliopsida; Magnoliales; Magnoliaceae. The transcript is spliced from 21 exons. Bases 142 to 3630 code for a protein of 1162 amino acids. Gene Ontology annotation, cellular component: cytosolic [4Fe-4S] assembly targeting complex.
AAAGUGCCUGCGUAUCAUCCACCACAUUGCAAGAGUAUCAAAGAUUCUCCUUUCAGAGAUCUCACCUUUUAAAUACCUGCCUUUCGCGGCAUCAGAAACCCUCGCUCCGCGUAAAAACCCUCGCUUUCCGUUGUUCUGAAAAUGGCGAACCUCAGCUCUUGGAAUCCGCACGUAGAAACCUUCGUCGAUUCGUCUCGCCCGUCCAAUCAGCAGGAUGCAAGCCUCGAUGUGAUUACUGCACUAGUGAAGAAUGACACCUUAAUGAUUGAAGAAUUGGUUAGAGAAAUGGAAAUGUAUUUGACGACUUCAGAUAAUGUCCUCCGUGCAAGAGGUAUCCUUCUUUUAGCAGAACUUCUGACACGUCUUAUAUCAAAGCCACUUGACAAUGCUACUAUACAUAGCUUGAUAGGUUUUUUCACAUCAAGACUGGCAGAUUGGCAAGCUUUACGUGGAGCACUUAUUGGUUGUUUGGCACUUGUGAGGAGGAAGAGUAAUGUUGGCAUGGUCUUAGGCAGUGACGCAAGGAUGCUUGCCAAGUCUUAUUUACAGAAUCUACAAGUGCAGUCUUUAGCUCAGCAUGACCGUAAGCUAUGUUUUGAACUUCUUGCUUGCCUUUUAGAUCACUACCCUGAUGCUAUGGUAACUCUGGGUGAUGACCUUGUUUAUGGGACAUGUGAAGCAAUUGAUGAAGAAAAGGAUCCUCGAUGCUUAACGCUUACUUUUCAUCUUGUGGAAGUUCUUGCGCGACUAUUCCCAGAUCCAUCUGGUCCAAUAGCAAGUUAUGCGGGUGAUCUUUUCGACAUUUUGGGCCGCUAUUUUCCUAUCUAUUUCACACAUCCAAAAAAUGAUGAACUUGACAUUAAAAGGGAUGACCUCUCAAUGGCACUAAUGCAUGCCUUCUCCUCAACACCAUUUUUUGAGCCAUUUGCAAUCCCAUUGCUGCUUGAAAAACUUUCUUCUUCUCUACUAUUAGCAAAGCUUGAUUCUUUAAAGUAUCUUAGCAAUUGCGUAUUGCAUUUUGGUGCGGAUAGAAUGGCGAAGCAUGCUGAAGUUAUUUGGUCUUCUUUGAAAGAUGCAAUAUUUACUUCAUCUCAAGAUCCUCUAUCCUCAUUAGCCUCGGAAUUGCUGGAGGAUGUGAGAUCCCAGGAAAAUGAAGUUGCAAAAGAAGCUCUAAUAUGCUUGCAAAGGCUCAUGUUCCAAUUAGACAAUUCCAGUGGCAAUAUGUUUAUAAGUUUGAUUAUCGAGAAUGAAGACCUGGAGACGAUUUUUAGGUCUGUCAUAAGCGAUAAAAGUUACAAGGAUAUUAGUGCAGAAAACAAGCAGAAACUGCAUGCAAUCGGAAGCAUCUUAUCUGUUUCAGCAAAAGUCUCCAGUGCUUGCUGUAAUAGAGUGUUGCAAAAAAAUUUCCCUCGCCUGAUGGAUGUCUUGGGAAUUUCUUCAAGACCUUCCAUGGAUUGCAGUUCAAAUGGCAAUGAUGUACUUCCCAAAAGACUGAAUAUUGGAGCCCUCUACCUCUGUGUUGAACUCCUCACUGCAUGCAGAGAUUUGGCUGUGAGCUCUGAAGAAGUCUCGCUGCAAUCUCCUUCAAGGAAAGAUACGUGGUUUGUCUUGCUUCAAAACUUUUCAGCUCCUUUAGCUGGUGCUUUUGGAUCUAUUCUGGCAACAACUAAAAGUCUAGAUGCUGAACAGGCUGAUGUUUACUGUGCUGUGAAGGGCUUGCAAUUAUUGGCGAUGUUUCCAGGGUCUUUCAUGCCACUGUCAAAGACAAUAUAUGAAAAUGUUUUGAUGAUCUUCGUGUCUAUUGUCACCGGAAGGUUUGAAGAGAAAUUCCUGUGGAAAUUGACUUUGAAGGCCUUGAAAAAAAUUGGUACAUCCAUUGGGAAAUUUCAUGAAUCUGAGAAAGGAACAAGUUACGUGAAUAUUGUCAUUGAAAAUAUUGUUUCACUGCUUUCACGUGAUUAUUGUGAUGUCUUUCUUACACUGAAACUGGAGGCCAUAUGUGACAUUGGCACUGCGGGGCUGCAUUUUAUGUUAAAAGUGGUUCGAGGGCUGGAAGAAGCCAUAUCUGCCAAUUUUGUGGAAGCUUCUGUUGAAGGAAAUCUGAAGUCCACAGAGAUUUUAGUUCUUCUACUGGAGAGCUACUCUAGUCGAGUGCUUCCAUGGUUUGAGAAACAUGGAGAUUUUGAGGGAGUUGCAAUGCGUUUUGCUCUCAAGAUUUUCGACCAAUUGGAUAACAGUCUGACUUUCAACAUUGGGAAUAACGGGCAGGUGCUUCUUGAUGCAACCAUGAAGGCAAUGAGGCUGGCUGUUGGGGGAUGUAUGCAAGAAAAUCAGGGUCUGAUUGUCCAAAGAGCUUAUAAUAUACUAUCACUGAGGACGUUUUCUUCAUUGAAGGAAUCAAAGCUCCUCAGUUCUGUCAAACUUGAAGGCUCAGAACUCACUCAUGAGUUAAUUAGUCUUUCGUGUAGGGAUGAAUGGCUUAUUUCACUAUUUGCUGCAGUACUAACAGCUCUUCGUCCUCAAACACCUCUUCCGGAGGUGAGAGUAAUAGUGAAGUUCUUCAUGAUUUUUGUUCUUGUCAAAGGACAUGUUCCAGCAGCUCAAGCCUUGGGUUCUAUAAUUAACAAAUGGAAUAUAAAAGCCAACACAACAGAGGUGUCAAGUUCCUGUUCUUUUGAAGAAGCAUUGGAUGCAAUUCUCGAGAUGGGACCACGGAAUGUUCUUGAUAAUGGUCCUUUGAGGAAAUGUGAUGGCGUAUAUGCAAGUAUGGAUAUUCCUUGUAACUUAUGUGCCAUUGUUGGCAGUAAUAGUUUGGUCCAAACCCAUGCUAUAGUUGGAUUGGCAUGGAUAGGAAAAGGUUUAGUCAUGCGAGGGCAUGAGAAAGUGAAGGAAAUCACAAAGCUUCUUUUGAAAUGCUUACUGUUAAGUAGAAAGACAGACACUGUGUCACUGCAGAAGGAUACCUUGGAAGACAAUGAUGGGCAGGAUACACAUCCUCUUUUCGCUAGAUCUGCUGCAGAUGCUUUCCAUGUUCUUCUGAGUGAUUCAGAAGUUUGUUUGAACAAAAAGUUCCAUGCAACCAUAAGGCCACUCUAUAAGCAACAUUUCUUCUCAAGCAUGAUGCCCAUUAUGCUGUCGUUAAUUAAAGAAUCUGAUUCAGCAUUUACAAGAGCGAUGCUAUAUCGAGCUUUUGGGCAUAUAAUUUCUGAGACUCCACUCAGUGUCCUAGUAACUGCAGCCAAGAAGAUCAUUCCAUCAUUAUUGAAUGGCAUAGCCAUGUUAAGUCUGGAUGUUGUGAAUAAGGAUCUGACCUAUAGCCUCUUGCUGGUCUUAUCUGGGAUCUUAAUGGAUGAGAAUGGGAAAGAGGCUAUUUUAGAGAAUGCAAAUACCAUUAUAGCUCAUCUUAUUGGAUUGGUUUCCUACCCACACAUGAUGCUUGUCCGUGAAACAGCAAUUCAAUGCCUUGUAGCCAUGUCAGGGCUGCCCCAUGUGACGAUUUAUCCCAUGAGACCGCAGGUACUACAGGCUUUAUCAAAGGCUCUCGAUGAUCCAAAGAGGCCCGUUCGGCAGGAAGCUGCUAGAUGCCGCCAAGCAUGGGCAUCAACUGCAUCAAGAAGCCUUCAUUUCUGAGGGGCACAACGCCGUUACUUGUUCGAUUAAGAAAAAAAGGCCAAUUCUGCCCGGAAGAAACAUAGAAGACUAACCCAGACGUGCCUUUGUCAAACUACAAAUGAGUGGGUAAGCUUUUGUAUUCUCAGAAGACAUCCAUCAUAUGUGGGAUAUCCCAAUAUUGGAGAUGAUCAAUAGUAUCUUACCAAUGGCAGCUAUGUGAAACCAUUGACAAGUAAAACACCAAAAGGGUGGUAGAAUUCAGCCCAGCAUCCUACAGUAAUCAACUCGCAACGGCUGAACUGUAAAUAGGACAUGAUGGCGGCAAGAGGGAGCUGAAGAACCAUAUUUUCUGUAAAGUUCAAAGUUCAAACACAAAGGACUAGGUCAUGUAGUGUUGAGGUGCACUUAGUUGGUGCCCAUGGAAGCUUGGUUUAGCUUGGCCUCUUUUGUAUCAUUUGCAUUUCUUUGGAAAUUAUCUUGUCAUAGUUGGAAAAAUGUUCUGCUGGUAAAUGCAUUGGACUUCCUUAGUUCUUUUGAA